This is a messenger RNA of Salpingoeca rosetta, 1451 nucleotides long. RefSeq lists its product as uncharacterized. The transcript is spliced from 7 exons. Gene Ontology annotation, molecular function: endonuclease activity; DNA-(apurinic or apyrimidinic site) endonuclease activity; phosphoric diester hydrolase activity. The record is from RefSeq and is a predicted model, not a curated record. Bases 133 to 1266 code for a protein of 377 amino acids. Gene Ontology annotation, cellular component: nucleus. Lineage: Eukaryota; Choanoflagellata; Craspedida; Salpingoecidae. Gene Ontology annotation, biological process: base-excision repair.
UGUGUAUUGGCUUGAACGGGUUGCAACACGUUCGUGUGUGUGUGUUUGCGCGGUUUGCGCGUUUCCCGCCAAAGCAACAACAAAGGAGAAGAAGAGAGAAGAGAGAAGAGGAAGAAGCAAAGCGCGCACUGGAUGCAGAGGGCAGUUCGUGGUGCUGUGCGGCGAUUGGCGACAAGCGGUGUGGUGAAGAGAACAGCAACAGCAGGAGCAGCAGCAGGAGCAGCAGGAGCAGUGCAGAGGGGACGUGCCGUGCAGUUGUACCAGUGGCCUGUACACAGAACAGCAGCAGGAGCACAGUUGCUUGGAUACCACCAGCACCAGCAACAGCGACAACAACAGCGACACAACAGCAGCAGCAGCAACAGCAUCAUCAUCACCAUGCCGCGACGCAGCGCCAGGGUGGCGGCGAAACAGGACGAGGCCGAGAGCAAGAAGCAGCAGCAGGAACACGAGGCCGCUGCUGAGCAGGAUCAGCAGGAGCAAGCCGUGCAGCAGCAGCAGGAGGAGGAAGAUGCAGGGGAGACGAACGCGCCCAAGCGUGCAAAGAAGGCAACCUUGAAGAAGGAGAAGGCGGUCAAGGGCAAGAAGAGCAGCCGCUCCGCUUCCACCAAACAGGCCAGCGAUGGCACCCCACAACAGAAGAAAAAGCAGAGCCUCAAGAAGGCUGCGUCUGCCGGUGUGCCUCGGGAGCCAACGCAGCGCCCAAAGCCACUGGAUACCAAGCACAAGCCCGUGAAGAUCCUGAGCUGGAACGUGAACGGCCUGCGAGCCGUCGUGCGAAACAGCCUCAACCACCUACAGGAACUCGUGGACGUGAGCAUUGGCCUCACGCGGCUGGACUACCGCGUGGAGGAGUGGAACCAGGAUCUGCUGGCGUAUGUGCAGGCGCUGGAGAAGACGAAACCGGUGCUGAUCACGGGCGAUUUGAACGUCGCCCACCUGGACGAGGACAUCUACAACUACGACGCGAAGCACAUUGCAAAGGUGGCCGGGUGCACACCACGCGAGCGUGAAGGGUUCACGCAGUUUCUGAACGAAGGCUUUGUCGACACGUUUCGCCACCUGCACGGCAACGUCAAGGGCAACUUUACCUACUGGAGCGCACGUACCCACGGUCGCGAGCAUGACAAGGGCCUUCGCCUCGACUACUUUGUCUGCUCAAAGCGCAUGACAGAGUCACUCCCAAAGGUGCACGACUCUUACCAGCUGCACAAGGUGCUUGGCUCGGACCACUGCCCUGUUGGCGCUGUUGUGCAGACUGCAUGAUGUGCCCGCUGUUGUUGGCGGCAGUGGUGGUUGUAGUGUCGUUCCGCUUGAUACUGUUACUUUUCCCUUGCGGGUUGUUGUUUGUUUACUCAAGUCAAUGAAACAAUGUCAUUCAAAUACGCGCAUGUGCCUCCUGCUUCACCUCUACUUCAUCACCACUGUGUUCUCCCUCAUCAUCAGCGUCA